UGAUAAUUGCGGGAGUGAGACUUUUUCAAACGACUGCUAUGUAACUGUCGUGGCUCGUAAAUAUUCAUCGGAUGUUUGCUACGUUCUUUGUCCCGUACGUUUAAAACUUUAAAUAGUUAUUUAUUGAUGAUGGAUGAUUUUGUCAACACCAAUUUAGAAAGCAAAUAUGGUUUUUUGCUUCAACCGGUGAAAGAUCUGUCCAAAAAUUUUAAUAUUGAUCUUAAUUUGCAUCUUGAGGAAUAUCUCUUGGAGUUGGAAUCAGGAAUUCUCUCCCAAAGGAAGGGAUUUGAUGGAGUAGAUUUUAUUGAAGCAGCUCUUAUUAUCAAAGGAUCAGCAUCUAUUUAUGCUAAAAAAGUUGACUACUUAUACCAGCUCACUCAGCUUGCAAUAAAUACUUUGAAUGGCAUAGUAAGUAACAAGAAGAAGUCAGAUGAAAAGCCAAACUCUGCAGGACAAAGUUCAGUUGGCUUGGAAGAAACUAAAUUUCUAGCAUUGGACGAUAUGGAGACGAGCAAGAACACUUCUUGCAAAGAGGAAAACUUUGAAGCUACAUUUUCUGCAACGUUGCCAAUUUCAUUCCAAAAGUUGAAACCCCAUGAUGAAGGCAUCAAACAAUCCAGUGAGGCUAUUUCAAAAGAGUACGAAUUUUUGAUGCGUACCUGCCAGCUGGUCGAUGGCCUACUUAUAAUCAACUACUCUGAAAUGAACGAACUCAUUCAAUCAGCUGCAGACAAAAAUUCAGGUGCACAGCUGAAGGACCACAAUGAACAUCCUUCAGAUGGUGAGGCUCACCAUUUUGAUGGUCUCCUAAAUGAGGAUGCUGAUGCUGAUGAGAGUUCAAUGAAUGCUUCAUUUAAUCACGAUGGUGAUGAUAACAAAGUCGACAAUACUGUAAAGCCAGGCAUUCCAAGCAAUGAAGUUUGCCAAACAGAUGAAUAUCAAUCAAAUAAACUGUAUCCAAGCCAGCACAAGCCAACAAAACUACAGAAGCGGCCAAUGAAAGGUUCAUUGAGAGGACUGCAGAUGUUGGAUGCUUACACAGUUGACAAGGAAAACACAUGUCCUCUCAAAAUAGGAAGACCUUACCGGGACGUCCAAACAGAAGAAACUUUGAAGGAAGUGCCGCCGAGGAAGGCAUUGCAGUCUCUCCUCUCCUUCCAACAAAAGGAAGUCUCAAACUCUUCAGUACGGACAUUCAAAUCACACUGGAUGGAUGCUGCAUGUAUCAACUUUGUAAAGGAAUGCCAGCCAGAAAGUUCUAACAAAAGCAGGAGAUAUUCAUCCACACCCCUAGAGGCUGACCACGACAUCGGUGAGAGCGACGAUGAUGUCGACGGUUGCGGCGAAGUUGAAGGAUGCCAUGAUGCUCAUUUGGAUGACGAUCGGAAGCCACAAAUGAAUGAUGUCUUUGAAAGUUCUUACGAAAGUGCCAUUAAAAAACAUUUGGAUCAGUUCAUAUUAAAUGCAGAGUGUUACGCCAAAACAACGGAACUUUCUCGAAAAGUGAUGGAGUGGGAAGAUAAGAUAUUACCGUGUUUGCUUGAGCAGGAACAACAGAAACCUUUCAAUGUGCAUGAGUAUGAAGCUGAAAUUAUCAACAAACUCAGUUCUCUGUCAUCAUCAAAUGGACCUGUAGAUUUUAGUAAAGUUGUUGCUAACGAAAAUUCUGAGGAAAUCUGUCGCUACUUUAUGUCUGCUCUGCAUUUGGUUAAUCAUGGAAACUUGGAAUUGGAACAACAAUCGGGAGAAAUGAAUGUUAAUGUUCGAUUGCUAAAUCAGAACCGGUAUCAAAUGUCGCUUGGUGUCGUCGCCAGAACUGAUGAUAGUUUUUCGUAAUUUAGUUUUUUUGUAAUUACAUUCCGUCUUUUUUUGGCUCGUAAAAUCUCUGCGUUAAAGUCGUUCAUUAAGAUUAUUUUGUGCUAAUAAAUUUCUAAUUUUUUACUCAAAUUUAGAAAAUUAAAUUGAAAUAUUUU
Molecule: messenger RNA, 1973 nt
Organism: Helobdella robusta
Lineage: Eukaryota; Metazoa; Annelida; Clitellata; Rhynchobdellida; Glossiphoniidae
Exons: 19
Coding region: 127-1836 (569 amino acids)
Biological process (GO): mitotic sister chromatid separation; meiotic chromosome condensation
Cellular component (GO): condensin complex; nucleus
Molecular function (GO): chromatin binding
Source: RefSeq, a predicted model, not a curated record